This is a messenger RNA of Penaeus vannamei (Pacific white shrimp), 192 nucleotides long. Lineage: Eukaryota; Metazoa; Arthropoda; Malacostraca; Decapoda; Penaeidae. The record is from RefSeq and is a predicted model, not a curated record.
CUAUCUAUCUAUCUCAUUCUCUCUCUCUCUCUCUCUCUCCCCACACACACACAAAAACGCUCUCUUUCCUCUCUCUCUCUCUCUCUCUCUCUCUCUCUCUCUCUCUCUUAUGUUCCACCUUCAUUUGAUAUUUCACUUCAGGUCAAAGUACAUCUGGAUUUGAUGAAGCCCAAAAAGCAUUUGUCACCAUGA